Molecule: messenger RNA, 360 nt
Organism: Rotaria socialis
Lineage: Eukaryota; Metazoa; Rotifera; Eurotatoria; Philodinida; Philodinidae
Source: the annotation of a GenBank genome assembly
AUGGCUGUAACAGCCCUUGUUUCACCAGCAGCAAUUCGACAACAAAUCGAACAACAGCAACCGCCACCUUAUAUCUUACAAAGUUGGCGUCGUGAACAGCCAAAUCUAAAUGAUCAUUAUCUAUUGCGGCAAACAUUUUUAAUUGCACCUGAUACAGCCGUACCAUUCUCUAGAUUACGUCAACACAUAAGAAAUAUUUAUGACGAACGUUCACGGCCGGUGAUUGUCGUUCAUUAUGAUCCAUGGGCGAAAGAAGCGAUUACUGCAUCACGUGCUAAAACAGCGUCGACGUCAACAUCAACAUCAACGACCGGCUUACUGCAAAAUAUGGACCUUAUAAGAAGUCAUACAACAAUUUAA